GAGAUACCUGGGCCACUGGCGGUGAUUGUAUGUUCACGUCAGGUCUCACGAUCGAUACGACCGUACGAUGACCGUGUCAUUUAUUAGGCAGUAAGAUGGUCAACUUACUGGAUGAAAAACUAAAAUGGCAAGUCGAUGUCUUGAAAAUAUCUACCCAUCGAAGCUGGAGGCGAACUAAAAUUCGACUCCUUGUCUCCAGAUAUCGUGUAUCGUAAGUUUACGAGCUUCUGGAUGUGUGUAGCAAAUCAGAUCGCGUGGCGAAGCCUUCAAAUCUUGGAUCACGGACCGAAGCGUGGCGUAUUCACGAAUACACAAUAUCCAACACGAACACGAACAGGGAGGAUGUCAAUCUUGAUCCAUUCACGUUUUGAUCUGCGAUCCAAGAUAGAGGCGAACUGCUAUCCGCAUCAAAUCAGCAGAAUGUACAGCAAAAAUAGAUGCCAAGACAACUUCGUAAACAUCAUGGGAGAAACCAUCUAUGGUGUGCAAGCAACCAGGAGUCGGUGUCGGCGUCGGCGGAUGGAUAUGUCGCAGGCUUGCUUCGGGCGAUCACCAAGUGAUUUACUGUUCAGCAAAUCGCAUAACCCUUUUUUCGAUGUGUAUAACCACCUCUAUAUGAUGUAUGUUGCCUUGGUACCCCCGUCAUAUAUCCCAUUUGCCAUAAGCACCACCCCAGGAAGCUGAUUUUGAGAUUUGAAAUCAUCACUAGCGAAGGCGCUCUCAUCAACUGACGGGGGAUAGUGUGGCAUAUCUUGGCGCCAGGUAUCACCAACGUCACUAAGUUAGAGUUGAUUGUAAGAUGUGAAUCAGUGCCACACCAAUUCGUCU
This is a messenger RNA of Suillus paluster, 828 nucleotides long. RefSeq lists its product as uncharacterized. The record is from RefSeq and is a predicted model, not a curated record. NCBI's taxonomy places the organism in Eukaryota, Fungi, Basidiomycota, Agaricomycetes, Boletales, Suillaceae. The transcript has a single exon. The coding region runs from base 232 to 684 and encodes 150 amino acids.